Molecule: messenger RNA, 1071 nt
Organism: Cucurbita maxima (winter squash)
Lineage: Eukaryota; Viridiplantae; Streptophyta; Magnoliopsida; Cucurbitales; Cucurbitaceae
Exons: 3
Coding region: 65-841 (258 amino acids)
Cellular component (GO): mitochondrial matrix
Source: RefSeq, a predicted model, not a curated record
UCUUAAACCCUAAAACCUCUGUUCUUCCUUCACUUUGCCAUCGCACCUUCGAACAGAAAAAAAAAUGGCUAUUGCGUCCAUUAUCAGAAAAUCCGCCUCCUCUCUUUGCCCCUUAGCGGGUCGUCUCGUUCGCAGCCAACGAGUUUACAGUACUUCCAUCUUCAAUGCCUUGAACAAUCACUCGAAUUUCUAUUGCCCGCCGCCGUUGGGUACCACAUGUAGCUCUUUCCGAGAUUUUUCGUCAUCAAAGCGCCCAAGUUCUGACGAGGCUCUCAUACGGGUGAUUGAGUCUGAGGUCAAAUGCGCCUCGGAAACUGACGACCACGAUCGGGUCGAGGAAGUGCCCAAAGGAUUCCCAUUUGAGAUUCAAGAUAACCCUGGCUUGCAAACUAUUACUUUGAAGAGAUCAUAUCAAGAUGAAGUCAUUAAUGUUGAAGUUCACAUGCCUGAUCUGGUUACGGGUCGAACUAUUAACGCCAAUGACGAUGACGGUGACGAUGAUGGUGGUAAUAAGGGAAAUCAGUCUUGUAUCCCAUUGAUUGUUAGUGUCUCAAAGAAGAAUGGACCUUCCCUAGAGUUUAGUUGCAGCGCUUACCCUGAUGAGAUUUCCAUAGAGAGCUUGAUAGUUAAACAUCCAGAGCAUUCUGAGGAUCAAAUUGCUUAUGAAGGCCCUGAUUUUCAUGAUCUGGACGAGAACCUUCAGAAGGCCUUCCACAAGUAUCUGGAGAUUAGAGGUAUUAAACCGAGCACAACAAUCUUCUUGCAUGAGUACAUGAUCAACAAAGACAGCAAGGAGUUUUUGCUGUGGCUGACGAAACUCAAGAACUUUGUUGAAGCAUAAACUUCUAACCAUUGGAGUAGUUUCUUCCCCUCUUAGCUCUUCACUGUUUACACCUUUCAACUUCAUUUUCUCUAUACUUUCUGCCAGAAUGAACAUUUUUGUUGUAUCUUAUCUACGUUUUAUAGGAAAGCAAAUUAUUCUUAUGGUACAACAAGACAUUAUAGAGACAGAGUUAGAAAUACCUUGGUUUAGCAGUUCUUAUGAAUGUUUUAUAUUCUACAUUUUUCAAA